UAGGCCACGUAUUACAAACUUAGCUUUCUUUCUUUGAUCCCCUUUCGAGCUAUAGAAUAUUCCUCCAUCCAUUUCGUCUUUCCCAAACUCUCAUCCUUGUACCGAAGCUCACAACAGAGAGCAUAAUAAACAAUGGCAUUAGCUGCGAAUAGCGUCAUAAUAUCCCAUAACACAGCUUUCACUUCCUUUGAUUUCCCUUCUUCUAAGUUUAUCUCAAAUCUUCAUUCACACUUUCAUCGUUUUCCUCGUAUUACAAUCACCACCACUCCCUCUUCCUCUUCCUCCAUCGCCAAGGCCACUCUAUCAGAUGUUCAACUUCAAGACCACAAGAACAAUACCUUCAAUACCACCUCCACCACUACUUGGUCAGAAUUUGCCACAAAUGUCUCUGGUGAAUGGGAUGGUUUUGGAGCAGAAUUCACAAAUGAAGGGAACCCAAUUGAGCUUCCUGAAUCUGUUGUCCCAGAAGCUUACAGAGAGUGGGAAGUAAAGGUAUUUGAUUGGCAAACUCAGUGCCCAACUCUUGCUCAACCAGAGGAACCCCUUCUUAUAUACAAGUCAAUAAAGCUACUUCCCACAGUUGGGUGUGAAGCCGAUGCUGCCACACGAUAUAGCAUAGAUGAGAGAAGUAUUGGAGGUCAAGAUGAUAAAGUUUCUGCCUUUGCAUAUCAAGCUAGUGGAAGCUAUGUAGCUGUGUGGCCAAGUGAGGGUAAUUCAUCGUUGGAGUUGGAGUAUUGUUUGGUUAAUCCUCAAGACCGAGAGUCGCGUGUGAGAAUUAUUCAGGUUGUGAAUGUAGAUGAUAGGAAGAUGGUGUUACAGAAAGUUCGAGUCUUUCGUGAGCAGUGGUAUGGGCCUUUUAGGAAUGGUGAACAGUUGGGUGGAUGUGCUAUCCGGGAUUCUGGAUUUGCUGCCACAGAUGCCAUGGAAGCCUCAGAUGUUGUUGGUGUUUGGCAGGGCCCCCGUGCUGUUGCCAAGUUCGAUGCUUUUCACACUGACUUACUUCAAGAACUGCGAGAUGACGGUGUCAUGAAGUCAGUAAGAGAUGAAUGUGACCUCAUAUUUCUUCCCAAGCAAUUGUGGUGUUCAUUUAAACAAGGUACAGAUGGUGAAACUUGUAGUGAGGUGGGAUGGCUCUUUGAUAAUGGGCAAGAAAUCACAUCAAGUUGUAUCUUCUCUGCUGCAAAGUUGAAGGGAGUCUCCAUAGCACGUGAAACUAGAGCUGCAGAGGGUGUAUAGUCAUAGUAAUUAAUUACGAUUUGAGUCCAGCCUCUACCAAAAAGAAAUAGCCUUGCCAUUUGACUUGUACAUUAAAUGCAAAUCAAAUUCAAUCAUAAAUAAAGCAAGUUGUAAUGAAGUGUAUCUUACUAUAUCUUACAUUUACCAUAUCUUAAUGCCUUCAUAUUA
Messenger RNA from Quercus lobata, 1404 nucleotides. RefSeq names its product glycerol kinase. The record is from RefSeq and is a predicted model, not a curated record. The transcript is spliced from 4 exons. The coding region runs from base 133 to 1236 and encodes 367 amino acids. Lineage: Eukaryota; Viridiplantae; Streptophyta; Magnoliopsida; Fagales; Fagaceae.